GCAAACCCCAAGAUAACAAAAAAGACUCGCGUCCUUGUCUCUUCAGCCUCUCAGUCUAGUCUUUCACAAGUUUUAAUCUUAUAUUUCCAUUUUUUGCACGCUUUAUACACAUCACGCCUUUUGGCACAUGUCUGACACAACCUUUCGUGAUCCCCAGAGCGGCGGCUCGCUCAUCCUGGCGUGGCAGGCCAAGGCCAAGACCAUUCUGAUCGUCGGCGGGGGCGCAGUGGCUGCCGGGCGGGUAUUCAGCGCGCUCGAAGCCGACGCCCAUGUCGCAGUGGUUGCGCCAGAGCUGUGCGCCGAGCUGCAGUGCCGGGCAGACAGCAAGCAGAUCCAGUGGCACCAGCGGAUAUUCAAAGACAAAGACCUGGCUGGCGCCGACAUGGUGCUGACAGCGAUCAACGACGGAGACGAGUCGCGGCGGAUAGCGACCAUAUGCCGGGCACAGCGCAUUCCGGUCAACGCGGCGGACAUCAAUGACCUGUGCGACUUUUGGUUCAUGUCGACGCACCGCGACCACUCGGUGCAGAUCGCCGUGAGCACAAACUCAAAGGCACCGCGGCUGGCCAACCGCAUCCGGCGGCAGGUCGCAUCGGCAUUGCCGCGCGGCACGGGGUUGGCGGUCGAGCAGAUCGGGCGCUUGCGCCGGCGCAUUCGCGAGGUUGAUCCCAGCCCGGCCAACGGCAAGCGGCGGAUGACAUGGCUGACGCAGCUCUGCGACUACUGGCCGAUUGAGCAGCUGGCGCGCCUGGACUCGGACAACAUCGAUGAUCUGCUCGACGCAUAUGUGCAGCAGGCCGACCCAAAAUCCGUCAAAAUCGCACACAACUCGGCGCCAGCGUCGCCGGUGCUGGGCGGAUCGAAUGAGCACAGCGCGGCCAGUGGGUCGCUGGUCUUGGUUGGAGCCGGCGUCGGCGACCCUGACCUGCUGACCGUGCGAGCGCACCGAGAGCUGCUGCAGGCGGAUAUCGUGCUGGCCGACAAGCUGAUCCCCGAGCCGGUGCUUAGCAUUAUCAAGUGCGAGGUGUACACGGCGCGCAAGUUCCCUGGAGCCGCAUCCGAGGCGCAGGACGACCUGAACCGUCGCGGGCUGGAGGAACUCGCCAAGGGCAAGCGCGUCGUGCGGCUCAAGCAGGGCGAUCCCUUUGUGUACGGCCGCGGCGGCGAGGAGAUCCUCUUCUACCGCAGCCAUGGGUACGAGGCGCAGGUCGUGCCAGGGCUGUCCAGCGCGAUCAACGGGCCGGGGCUGUGUGGAAUCCCAGUGACGCACCGCGGCGUGGCCGACCAAGUGCUGAUAGUCUCGGGCGCCAACCGCGACGGCGACUUGCCCGUUGUGCCAGAGUAUCUCGACACGCGCACCCUGGUUGUGCUGAUGGCGGUCAAGCGGCUGCCUGCCAUUGUCAGUCUGCUGCGCGAGGCUGCUUACCCAGACAGCCUGCCGGUGGCUAUUGUUGAGCGCGCCGGAUGCCUUGACCAGCGCACUGUCAGAGCAACCGUGGCAUCCAUUGUUGAGGUGGUCGAGCGUGUCGGCCACAACGCACCUGGGCUCAUUGUCAUCGGCCGCUCUGUCAACGUGUUGUCCGAUGCUGCUAUCCAAGACCGCUUCCUCGAUGCAUCGACGCUUGGCCUGCACUCGGCAGAAUAGAACCGAU
This is a messenger RNA of Kickxella alabastrina, 1652 nucleotides long. Its product is annotated as tetrapyrrole methylase. The record is from RefSeq and is a predicted model, not a curated record. Gene Ontology annotation, molecular function: NAD binding; sirohydrochlorin ferrochelatase activity; uroporphyrin-III C-methyltransferase activity. NCBI's taxonomy places the organism in Eukaryota, Fungi, Kickxellomycota, Kickxellomycetes, Kickxellales, Kickxellaceae. The coding region runs from base 128 to 1645 and encodes 505 amino acids. The transcript has a single exon. Gene Ontology annotation, biological process: cobalamin biosynthetic process; siroheme biosynthetic process.